AGGAGACAGUUUUUGGGUCGGAAGUUGGUAAAUAUAAGAGGCUGAGUACGACAAUCUGGCAACGUUGCUUCCCACCACAAGCUUUUUCGAAGUCAUUGGUGAAGACUCGGUGUCGCAUGCAUUUACUGCCAUCAUCUGAAGCUGCGCGGUAUAUUAUCUUGUUUGUUGCCGACACGAAAGGAAAGUGAGAAUAGAAUGAAGGUGCUACUCUACGUGCUGUGUUUCUUGAUAAUAAACUCAGAGUGUCAAGUGACAGGAAAUGAGGCACUCGAGGAGAAUGAGACGGUUAAGCAAGCCCAUGACGAGAAUAAGCCAGUUGCUGAGGAGAGCGUUAGGGUGAUGAAAACAAAGACGCAAAGAGCAAAUGAGGCGGUGAAUGAGAAGAGCGGGGAGGAGAAGGAUGAGGCGUCGUUACCACCAAAUAUUGUUCUCUUCUUGGCUGAUGACCUUGGCUAUGGUGACCUCAGCUUCUCAGGUCAUCCCACCUCCAGAACCCCGGAGAUCGACGCGCUGGCCAGGCAGAGCCGCUACUUCACGCACAGCUACGUCACUAGUCCACUGUGCAGCCCCUCCAGGGCGUCCCUCCUGACGGGCCGGCAGCACGUGCGCAGCGGCGUGUACCCCGGGGCAUUUGUGGCGGACAACACCCUGGGGCUGCCUCGUGAGGAGACCACACUCGCUGCCAUCCUCAAGAGCAAGGGCUAUGAAACCUUGAUUGCCGGCAAGUGGCACCUGGGUGUCGGGCUGCAGGGGGAGUACCUGCCCACUCACUUUGGCUUCGACCACUACCUGGGGCUGCCCUACUCCCACAAUAUGUGCCCCUGCUACACCUGCUUCCCGGGGCCCGUCCCCUGCCAAGGCAACUGCUCAGUCAGCAAAGUCUCCUGUCCACUCUAUAGUGACACCACCAUUGUUGAGCAGCCGGUUGACCUGCUCUCCCUCACCCCUCGCUUGGUGGACACGGCCGUCACCUUCAUUGAUGACGCGGCCUCCUCGGGCACACCAUUCUUCCUCUACUUCCCGUUCCUCCAUGUCCAUCACCCACAAUUUGCCUCUGAAGAGUUUGCAGGCACGAGUCUGCGUGGCAAGAUAGGGGAUGCCCUGAGGGAGAUGGACUGGGCGGUGGGCCGGGUGGUGGCUGCCCUGGACCAGCACGGCCUCCUGUCCUCCACUCUCAUCUGGUUCUUGUCUGAUAAUGGGCCCAGUCUGAGGAGGCACGAGCGUGGUGGUUGUGCCGGGCCUCUCCGGUGUGGGAAGGGCACUACCUGGGAGGGAGGGGUGCGGGUGCCCAUGUUUGUUCACUGGCCACCACAAGUACCUCCAGGUCUGAGUGAUGGCCUGGUGUCGGCUCUCGACCUCCUGCCUACCGUGGCCUCUCUGGUGGGCUUCAACACAUCUGGGCUCACCCUUGAUGGUGUGGACAUCAGCCCACUGCUUUGGGAUCCCUCCGUACCUAGUCCAAGGCAGUACAUGGCUGUCUACCCCAGCAGCCCCAGCCCCGAGGUGGGUCCCCUGGCCGUGACCAGCGGUGCAUACAAGGCUCACUUCUACACCAUGGGAUCAGACGUGUCUGAUGCUGAUAAUUAUGACCCAAUGUGCCCUGGUAGUCAUCCACUGACCCCCCAUGACCCACCCCUCCUCUUCCACCUCCACAGUGACCCGGGAGAACGUUAUGACCUUGCUGCCGACCCUCAGUACAGUGGUGUGUUGAGUGAUCUCACAGCCUGGCGGGAUGAGCACAUGAACGGGAUGACCUGGCGUGAACCUCGCACAGUACCUACUGACCCUAGUGCUGAACCCUGCUGCACCUCCCCAUCCUGCACGCCCUUCCCCCAGUGUUGUGACUGCCCGCCCUCCACCCUCACAACCCCUUCUUCCCCUGACACCACCCCUGCCACCCCCUAACCAAUGUCUGCAUGCCCCAUCCUCUGUCAGCAACGGGUCAACACACAAGUUUUCUGAUAACUGUACUAUAUAUAAAAAAUAUGAAACAUUUGUUUUCUUGGGGAUAUUUUGGCUCCUUGUCUGCCUAUAUAGCUGGGAUUCUUGAUAAUGGUAAUAAUCAUGAAUAAAACUUCAACUAAG
This is a messenger RNA of Eriocheir sinensis (Chinese mitten crab), 2085 nucleotides long. RefSeq names its product arylsulfatase A-like. The transcript is spliced from 11 exons. Bases 196 to 1905 code for a protein of 569 amino acids. The record is from RefSeq and is a predicted model, not a curated record. Lineage: Eukaryota; Metazoa; Arthropoda; Malacostraca; Decapoda; Varunidae. Gene Ontology annotation, molecular function: arylsulfatase activity.